CAGUGUUUCUCUAUAUAUAUCCUAGAGUAGAGAAUUACUGCUUUUCUUGAAUAAGAAUCUUUAAACAACAAAAAACCAAAAACAAACAAGUAAUUUUCAUAAAAAAAAAAAAAUGGCAAGCAAGGCUCUAAUUGUUUCCCUUCUCCUUGUUGCAAUUGUUGGGGUGGUUUCAGCAGCUUCAACUACUCCCUCCACCCCGGCCGCCACCACCGCCGCCGCUGCACCUGCUAACAAUGAUACUAUUGGUAAUGCCGACGAUGGUUCUUCUACAGCAGCAGGUGCACCUGGGGCUGCUUCUAGUGAGGUUGCGGCUGGACCAUUAGGCAGUGCAUCAUCAACUAAUCAGAAUGCUUCUGCUGAAUCACCUGCCAGUGGAGCCACUUCCCUCCAGGUCUCUGCUAUUGCUGGAGUUGCAGCUGUUGCUAGCUACUUCAUCUAAGCUUUUUUCAAUUAUUUAUAUACAUUUAUGAUUCUUUGUCAUGUUAAGGAAAAUGAGUACUUUCUUUAAGUUCAGCUUAUUGUGCAGAACGUGAACUUAAAGAUUGUCCAGAUAAAUUUCGUGUUUGUUGAUUUUAUGUUUCAUUUUGUUAAUUGUAACUUGAGAUUAAUUCUCUAGAUCCAUCUGAAUAAAAGAAGUUGAUUUC
This is a messenger RNA of Hevea brasiliensis (rubber tree), 644 nucleotides long. RefSeq lists its product as uncharacterized. The transcript has a single exon. Bases 113 to 439 code for a protein of 108 amino acids. Lineage: Eukaryota; Viridiplantae; Streptophyta; Magnoliopsida; Malpighiales; Euphorbiaceae. The record is from RefSeq and is a predicted model, not a curated record.